AUGGGACGACACAACACGUACAAUUUAAAAACAAACCAACCUGGUCACCGCAGCAAUGAAUCAGAACGAGGCCACCAAACCGGGUCGCAAAUACCCGCUGCCGGCAGAAGCGGUCACAGUAUUGCCCUAUCAUUACAACCAAAUCCACGCGCGUAUAGACGCGCAGUCCAGGCAGUGGCUCCUGGAGUCCAGUCUGUUUACGCCGGAGCUGGUCGCAAAUACCCGCUGCCGGCAGAAGCGGUCACAGUAUUGCCCUAUCAUUACAACCAAAUCCACGCGCGUAUAGACGCGCAGUCCAGGCAGUGGCUCCUGGAGUCCAGUCUGUUUACGCCGGAGCAGUACAACCGGUUGGCCAACACCGGGCUAUACACCGCUUAUUUCUAUCCUUUCAUUACGGAUGAGGACCGGUAUGAUGUGCUGAACCGGCAAAUGAUCAACUUUAAUAUCAUUGAUGACCACUUGGAGACCCCGUACGGCGAUAUUGACCGACAGGCGGCCAAAGCGAGUCCUAUACUGGACCAGCUCUAUCAGGUGUACGCUAAGCUGUUGGCCGGACCACAGGGCGAGCACGUGUCCGCACACCACUGGAAGCCCUACGUGUUGGGCAGUUAUGCCAUUCAGGAGCAUAUUUUCAGCGCUCUGAAUGAUGUCCAGCGCCGGCGGUUUAUACAACUCUGGACCGAAUGGACCGACUCUAUGAUGACUGAAUGCCUAGAUUUGAAUAAUAAAAAGGAAUAUGGCCAUCUCGAUGAAUUCUACGAGGUAAGGAGAAUAUCGGUGGCGUUUAUGCCGAUAUACCUUAUGUGCGAAUACGCGCACAAUCUGUUCGUACCGGAAGACGAGUGGCGUAACCCACGCCUCCAGCGACUGUUCAAAGUGCUGUCCAAAGCGGGAGUGAUGUGUAACGACAUCUACUCCUUCGAGAAGGAGGUGUUGGACGCGGGCGGACGAGUGGACGGCGCCUACAACGGGGUGUCUGUGUUGGUCCGUAUGCACGGCAUACCAGUGGUGGACGCUAUGCGCCGAUUGGCUCGCAUGUGUCGUGAGCUGGAGCUCGAGGCGCAAGAACUGGUCCGUGAAAUACAGUCGGCCGACUGGGCGUGCGCUGACACCCGCGACUAUGUUCAACGAUUGCUAUGGAUUAAUGGGGGUAAUUGGAAAGUGUGCACUAUUUUAGAUAGGUCCCUGUCCAGUGUCCAGGGCAGGGGUAAACCUUGA
Medioppia subpectinata is the source of this 1218-nucleotide messenger RNA. Lineage: Eukaryota; Metazoa; Arthropoda; Arachnida; Sarcoptiformes; Oppiidae. The record is from the annotation of a GenBank genome assembly.